Molecule: messenger RNA, 2786 nt
Organism: Amphiprion ocellaris (clown anemonefish)
Lineage: Eukaryota; Metazoa; Chordata; Actinopteri; Pomacentridae
Product: protocadherin gamma-A11-like
Exons: 1
Coding region: 177-2606 (809 amino acids)
Biological process (GO): homophilic cell-cell adhesion
Cellular component (GO): plasma membrane
Molecular function (GO): calcium ion binding
Source: RefSeq, a predicted model, not a curated record
CCCUCCGCUGCUGCAUAGAUAACGUUUGCACAUUUUCCAAGAAAAAAUAACGGUCCGAUCACCGACUACUUCAUCGUGUGCACUUGUGUGAAGUGUUGGAUUAUUCACUCUUUAAAGACUUUGUAGUUAGACGGACUUAGCACAUCUUACAGUGUGGAUACACGUUUUUCUUCAGUAUGGGAGACAAAGGAUUUUCAGCGUUUCGUCUGAUCCUCUGCUUUGUUUCCUUUAUUGUAACGCUGCACCUCGUUCAUGGAGAUCUGAGUUAUUCUUUUCCAGAAGAGAUGAAACCACAAUCGGUUAUUGGAAAUAUCGCCAAAGAUCUCGGUCUUGAUCUGAGGACCUUAUCUGCUCGGAAGGCCCGUGUUGAUUCUGAGGGGACUCGUAAGCGCUACUGUGACAUUAUUCUGAGUACCGGAGAUUUGGUCACAUCGGAGAGAAUUGACAGAGAGAGUCUUUGUGGCAAGAAACCGUCUUGUGUUGUGAAAGUGGACCUGGUUUUAGAAAAUCCUUUGGAGCUUCAUCGUGUCAGUCUUCAUAUUCAAGAUGUGAACGACAACUCUCCGAAAUUCAGAGAGAAUUUGAUCAAAAUGGAAAUUAGCGAGUCAGCUGAAAGGGGAAAUCGCUUCUCGGUCGAGCAGGCUCAUGACGCAGAUAUAGGUCAAAAUGCUGUUCAAAGGUACAACCUUGAGAAGAAUGAAAACUUUAUUCUCGUUGUUGACAGUAACAAGGUCCAACUCGAAUUGGAAAAUAAACUUGACCGAGAAAAGCAAAAAGAGCUGAAUUUGCUUCUCACAGCUCUAGAUGGUGGAUCUCCUCAGAGAUCAGGUACUGUAGUCAUACACGUCACUGUACUGGAUGCUAAUGAUAACGCCCCAGUGUUCAGCCAGGCCGUUUAUAAAGCCAGUCUGCCUGAAAACUCUUCUCCGGAUACAAUCGUGAUUAAUGUCGGUGCUACUGAUGCAGAUGAGGGAGUGAAUGGAGAUGUGACGUACCAAUUUGGUCACGUGUCCGAAGAUGAUGUAAACGUAUUUUCUAUUGAUCACAAAACUGGAGAAAUUCGAGUCACUGGUGAGAUUGACUUCGAGGAAAUGAGUUCUUUCGAAAUGCUUGUCCAAGCCAAAGAUGGUUUAGGACUAACAUCAUAUGCCAAAGUUAUAAUAGAUAUUACUGAUAUAAAUGACAACGCUCCAGUAAUAUAUCUGAAAUCUCUGACCAAUCCCAUACCUGAGAACGUGUCACCUGGUACAGAGGUGGGCAUCAUUAACGUACAGGACAGAGACUCUGAGACUAACGGACAGGUCCGCUGCUUUAUUCAGCAAAAUGUCCCUUUUAAAUUGAUUCCUUCAAUUAAAAACUAUUAUUCUCUGGUGAGCACAGGACAACUGGACCGUGAAGUGGUGUCUGAUUACAACAUUACAAUCAGUGCCACUGACGAGGGCUCUCCUCCUCUGUCCUCGUCUAAAAGUGUUCAGUUAUCUGUAGCUGACAUCAACGACAACCCACCUGUGUUUGAGGAACAGUCGUACAGCGCAUAUGUGAGUGAGAACAACAAACCUGGCUCCACUUUAUGUUCGGUCAGUGCUCGAGACCCCGACUGGAGACAGAACGGUACAGUGAUUUAUUCUCUGUUAUCUGGUGAGGUGAACGGUGCCCCGGUGUCCUCGUAUGUGUCUGUGAACGGAGACACGGGUGUGAUCCACGCUGUGAGGUCGUUUGAUUAUGAACAGUUUCGGAGCUUCAAAGUGCAGGUGAUGGCGAGAGACAACGGUUCUCCUCCUCUGAGCAGCAACGUGACCGUGAGUGUGUUCAUCUCGGAUGUGAAUGACAACUCUCCUCAGAUUCUGUAUCCCGCCCCGGAGGGCAACUCGUUCAUGACCGAGCUGGUCCCCAAAGCUGCUCACGGAGGCUCUCUGGUGUCCAAAGUGAUCGCGGUGGACGCGGACUCCGGUCAGAACGCCUGGCUGUCGUAUCAUAUCGUGAAAUCCACUGAUCCGGGACUUUUCAGUAUUGGUGUCCACAGCGGAGAGAUCAGGACACAGCGAGACAUUUCUGAAUCUGACAGCAUGAAACAGAAUCUUAUUGUGUCAGUGAGAGACAACGGACAGCCCUCUCUGUCAGCCACCUGCUCCAUGUAUUUACUGAUUUCUGACAACUUGGCUGAGGUGCCAGAACUGAAAGAUAUUUCUUAUGAUGAGAAGAAUUCCAAGCUGACUUCAUACCUGAUUAUAGCACUGGUGUCUGUGUCCACCUUCUUCUUGACCUUCAUUAUCAUCAUCCUGGGUGUGAGGUUUUGUCGCAGGAGAAAGCCCAGACUGUUGUUUGAUGGAGCAGUUGCCAUCCCCAGCGCUUAUCUCCCUCCUAAUUACGCAGAUGUUGACGGCACAGGAACUUUACGCAGCACUUACAAUUAUGAUGCCUACCUGACAACAGGUUCUCGGACCAGUGACUUCAAGUUUGUGACAUCUUACAAUGACAACACUCUGCCUGCUGACCAGACUCUGAGGAAAAGUCCAUCAGACUUUGUUGAUCCGUUCGAUGACUUGGAUGCAUCAGAAGAGGUACGAGCCUCCUUUUUACCGGUCAUUAUAAAAGCGUUCUACUAAUCUGCUGAGCUUUUUAACGUCAUUCUUGCCAAGGCUAUUUCAAAGUGUUUUUUCUUUUUUUGUGUGACAUAGUGUAUUUGUUUGAUGAAUGCAAAAAGACACUUAAAAAAUGGCACCCCUUUUCAAGCAGUUUACUAUUUUUCUCCCCACAGAUUUUUAAUCCGUCGUUCUCUAUGAAAU